This is a messenger RNA of Eriocheir sinensis (Chinese mitten crab), 2268 nucleotides long. RefSeq lists its product as uncharacterized. The transcript has 7 exons. Bases 1081 to 1659 code for a protein of 192 amino acids. Lineage: Eukaryota; Metazoa; Arthropoda; Malacostraca; Decapoda; Varunidae. The record is from RefSeq and is a predicted model, not a curated record.
GGGGGGGGGGGGGCCCACGGCGGGGCGGUGGUGCCCUGCCCACUCGUCACGCCACUCAGACAGGCGAAGGAGGACCUGUGAAGCGCCACUUGGCUCCCCUCGACGCUGAUGAAAAGUGACACAACGCUUUAGUCUCUCCCGUGACGAGUUCCUCUCAUGUAUCAUGCAAUAUGGCGUCUCGAGGUGUGUGUGUAGCCUCUUGAUCGUUUCCUCUCAAGCCAGCCAGUGAAAGAAAGCUGUAUCUCCUCGGCGCCUCCCCCACCACCGGGCACAACGUUCCGAGCCCCCCCCUGCUGCCUGUGUGGUAUGGGCACGGCCAGAGCGAGGACACAAGUUGAUAAUCAUUAGCAGUGAAAAUUUGUCAACUCGUUGACAUCACUAACAGCCGGGAAGCACGAGAAGCAUACGUGCUAAAUGAGGUAAAUGUCUUCGAGAACUUCCUAAUAAAAAAAUAAAAAGAUAAAUGAGAAGCGUCAUAAACGGUGUCAUCACUUAUUUUUUACAUGCCGCUCCCAGAGGCCCCCGCCUCGUGCCUGGCGUAGGAAGCUGUGCGCGCCCGGCCGGCCUGGAGACAACGACACACGAUACUUGGCACUAGAGCACCGAGGCGAUCCCGUCGCCUUGGUUUAUCUGGUCAGGCCGCCGCAUUGGAGCCUCUAAUUAAGCCGGGUAGCGGCCGUCUGUAGUCACACUCCCUGCUGCUCCGGCCGCCCCGCACAGGCCACGCCACUCAGUUACUAUCCCACGGCUCUGACACGAGUGUUUGUUGUGCAGGCGUUGAUCAGUUCUGUUUAAUUUUCUUCUUCCUUAUCGCCGUGGCCAUGAUCCUGUGUUCAUAUGACUAGCACAUUAAGGCGACACGGUUCGUUGAGCAACGUCGAGAGGAUGUGGUCGGCGCCGGGACCGUGCUGCGGCGGAGACAUGCAAGAAGAUUAUGGCGAGAUAAUAAAUCAAGGUUGUGACACAGUUGUGAAGGAAGGGAAGGAAGUUUCAUCAGCCGCCACACCGUUUCUUGCCCUCGACCCGCCAUACAAGCCUUUCGUCGAGUGAGCAGCAAGAGGAAGAGAAGAAUCCAACAAGAUGAUCCUGGCUGGCCGAGUCAACUCAAUGGAAACACUCCACUAUGACCCGCGAGAGACUGCCGCGGGAAACAGGCGCGUGAGACGGUCUACCGGGGCCGCCUCCUCCCCCAACCCCGCACAGCACACUGGGACCUUCACCAAGAAACUGCGCCUCGCCGGGGACUUGCCACAAUUCCUCAGGGCCGCUCCGGACUCCAACACCCUCUCCGUCGGCCCCCACGAGGCUGAUGACCCGCAAGUCUGCUUCCGGAUGCACUCCUUCCACGUGCUGGCCACGCCUUCCUCGGAGGGCGGGAACAUUGUGGUGAUCGAGGCCCAGGACGGAAGGCAUGUCACCCAAGACUCCGCCAACCCGCAGAGCCUCGUGCUGACGGCAGGUGAGGCGCCGCAGCAGACCCGCACCACAGACAGCAGGUUCUUCCGCAUGUUCCGUGCCACCGGCGACCGCGACCUCAGGCUCAAGCACCUGCACUCCGGCAUGUACCUGUCGGCCUCCAGCAGCGGUGUCUCCCUACUCUCCACCGAUGGCUCGCCUGACUCCAUCCUCUUCACGGAAUUCGAGUGCACCCUCACCUGAGGCCGCCUGAGGGACGGGUGUGCCUCGCGGGGCGGGGGAUGGGAGGGUCGCGGGGAGGGUUUGCGGCAAUCUCAAGUCUUCGGUGGGCCGGUGAGGCUCUCAACGGGCCGCUAAACUCUCGCCCCAGGGGAAGAAAUACCAGGAACCCAGAACGCUAACAUUAGAUCUCGGGUGCCGCCACUGACAGCCCCGCCACACCGGCAAGUCAAGGACCGGUGCUGCGCGGUGAGGAUUCAUUCUCGCGCCCUUUUGGGGUUCCUAAGACAAGUCAGCGACGUGUUUGGGUCAGGGCGCCGCCACGACCUCACGCACUGCCCUUCUCGCCGCCCACGCAGCAGUAGCAUCAUCAACAUCAUCAGCAUCAGCUGCAUCAGCUGCAUUAUGUUAUUGCAUCAGAUAUUUGUUUGUAUUUAUUUAUUUAUUUAUUCGUGUAUUCAUUGCAAAUUAAAAAAAAAAAAAGUUGCUUAUCAUCUCAUCAUAUUUUUUCCUCAUUUUUACCGAAUGUUUUUUUUGUAAGAUACUUUAAUGUAUCAAUUGUAACAAUUGUAAAGUCUAAUAAUUUUAUGAAGUUAUUUAUGAAAUUGGUUAUUGAAUUUCUCUAUACUGUUA